GGGCUGGAGAAUGGCGACUCCUCGCUCAGGGAUGGAGUUCUGGAGCGGACAGGCCCCUGCGCCAGAUGGCCGUUCUGCCUGCACCUCCGUCCCCGCGCCCGGGAGCUCCGAGCAGCCUCGCCCCGCAGGCCGCUGCCGCCCGGCAGGUGGCGGACGCUGGGAUGGUGCCUCGCGGGCAGGGGCAGGGCCUUGCGCCCAGACGUCCUUGGCAGCACCGGCCUGGGUUAGGGCGGGGCUGUCACCCGCACGCUGUGCUCCGGGACCGACCCGAGAGGGGGGGCGCCUUUGUCUCAGAGGGAAGCUGUGCUCCUCACUGCCCCCCCCCCCAUGUUUUGUCUCUGCUGCUCCCCACGCCCCUCUUGCUGAUGUGCUGUCUCUCUGACCUCAGGCUCCGGGAGGAGGGCACCAGCCCGCGGUGAGACGCAGGGAGGAACGGCCGGCGCCUUCCCAGCCCCAGCCGGGCGCCCGGGGCCGGUCCCUGAGCUCAGAGCGGCCGGGGGCUCCGGAGGACGGAAGCAGCCCGGGAGCAGAUGGUCCGGCGCCGGGAGCCGGACAACGAGGGCCUCACGGCCGCUCCCCUGGGGCUCUGCCGCCUCAGGGCGGGAGGUAGCCCGGCGCCGGGGAGGGGGUGGCCAAGGUAGGAAGAGGCACCAUGGGCGUGCAGGAGCUGUGCCCCGGCCCCGGCCCCAAGCAGGAGGCCCCGCGGGUGGCGGCGAAGAGGCAGGCCUGGGCGGAGGUGAGGAGACCAGCUGGGGUGUCCCGGGCGGGCAGCUUUCACCCACCCCGUCUGCAGGCCACAUGGCACCUCAGGCUGCUUCAGCCGAGCAGCGCAGGAGGGGCCGCGGGCCUUCCCGGCAGCACCGCGCCCUCACGGCCUCCCCGGCCACCGCCGCAGCCUGUCUGCUUGCUCCCGACCCUGGUCAUUUUCCUCAUAAACCCUCCCUUUGCUCCUCUCCCUGCCCUCCUCCCCUCCAUGGCACCGCUGCUCCCUGCCCCUCCCUGCUGUGGUUUCCCUUCUGGGCCCAGCUCCCGGAGCCCUCUCUUCCAGGAGCCGGUCACCCUGGAGGACGUGGUGGUGCGCUUCAGCCCGGAGGAGUGGGCAUGCCUGGACGCCGGUCAGAGGGCCCUCUACCAGGACGUCAUGGCCGAGACCCUCCGAGCCCUGCUGUCUGUGGCGCUCACACCGCACAGGCAGCCUGCUGCCCCUUCAGGGAGGGCCCCUCAGGGACCUCAGCUCUUCCUCCCGCCCUCCCUGCAGCCAGAACCGCCUCGUCUAAUGCAGCCCUGGCCGCCGAGCUGGAGGAAGAAGAGCAGCGCUGGAGAGCAGCCCUCCUUCCCGCGCGCGGGGGCGGCCACCCUGCAGGUGCCCGGGCUUGGGGAGCUUAUGGCCGCGGGCCAGAGGGCGGAGGGCCUGCCUGUGGCCGCUUGUCAGGGGCUCCUUUCCUCGCUGUCUCUUCUCCGUCCGGCAGGAGGCGAGGAGCAGCCCGGAGGCAGGGGCUCGGGCCCGAGCUCUUCCCCAGCGGGGCCCCUGGGCGGGACCCCCGAGCCGUCGGCGUCCGGGGCGCGGCCCCCCUUCCCCUGCCCCGUCUGCGGCAAGGGCUUCAGCAAGCGCUGCAGCCUGCGCCACCACCAGCGCGCCCACGGCCGGGAGCGCCCGAACCGCUGUGGCCAGUGCGGGAAGGCCUUCCGCAGCCCCAAGGCCCUGGCCGACCACGGGCGCACGCACCUUGGGGAGCGGCCCUUCCGCUGCGGCCUCUGCGACAAGACCUACUGCGACGCCUCGGGCCUGAGCCGCCACCGCCGCGUGCAUCUGGGCUACCGGCCGCACUGCUGCCCGCGCUGCGGCAAGGCUUUCCGCGACCGCUCCGAGCUCAAGCGCCACCAGCGGAUCCACGGCGCCGCGGCGCCGGCGGGCAGCCAUGUGCCGGCGGCCCGGACCCAGGAGGCCGCAAGCAGGGCCCAGGGCCCGGCAGCUGGGCUGCGGCCGCCCGCCGACAGGAUCCCGGUGCUCGUGGUGAGAGCGCAGGCCCCCGCGCCGGCGCCCCGGGGCCCGAGCACCGGGCCCCAGGCCCCCCUGCAGGAGCAUUCGGCGCGCAGGGCCUCCGCCGGCCCUCCCCGCCCCCUGGCCCCGCGCCCCCGGCACCAGGAGCCCCGCCGCGGCCGCUGCGGCCAGUCCUGCCGCUCGGCCCCGGGGCCGCUCCGCCACCAGCAGCUCCAGGGCGCGCCGGGCUACCGCUGCCCCGUCUGCGACCUGUGCUUCAGGGAGCGGGAGGCCCUGGUGGUGCACUGGCGGGGCCCCCGCGGCGAGGGGCUGUGCCGGGCGGUCCUGGGCCGGUGGCUGGGCCUCUCGCCGCGCCCUCCCUGUGGCCGGGAGCGCAGUGGGUCUCCGAGGGGCCGCACCCCCAGGAGGCGGCAGAGCAGGAAGGGAGAAGAGGUGCGGAGGAAGAGAAGCCGCCGGGGCGCAGACAGCCUUGGACGCGAGUAGACGCGCUGCCGACGGAGGACGGGCGGACGCAGGCCGGCGGAGCGGCGGAGGCAGAGGCGCAGGAACACCCCGUUUCUGUCUCACCCCAUAGAGCAGGCUGGUUGAGCAAAACGGUGGUGCAUGGACAUGGAGGAAGGGAAGGGUGGGGAAGUCGAGGCUGGAAGUACAAGGCGGCCACCACCCCUUGGUCCCCGGCUCCUCAGGAGGCCCAGGCGGGGCUCGGCCCGGAGCUGGCUCUCCCAGCCCCGCUGCAGCUCACUCUGCCUUUGGUUUUUGGACUCAGCAUGUUCCCACCUCCACUCAGCCGCUUGGGACUGCGUCACUGCGAUUGGCACGCUGUGGGAGGCAGCGGCCCCGCCCUCCGCGCCCCGCAGAGACGCGAGCGCCUGCGGGCGUCGGGGUGGAAGGCAGGAGGCGGAAAGAUGUAGGUACAGCCCUGGCUGGUGUGGCUCAGGGCACCGUGUCAGCCUGCGGACUGAAGGGUCCUGGCUUCGAUUCUGGUCAAGGGCACAUGCUCAGGUUGUGAGCUGG
Pipistrellus kuhlii (Kuhl's pipistrelle) is the source of this 3016-nucleotide messenger RNA. It is a transcript of the gene ZFP57, whose product is annotated as ZFP57 zinc finger protein. NCBI's taxonomy places the organism in Eukaryota, Metazoa, Chordata, Mammalia, Chiroptera, Vespertilionidae. Gene Ontology annotation, molecular function: DNA-binding transcription repressor activity, RNA polymerase II-specific. Bases 653 to 2485 code for a protein of 610 amino acids. The record is from RefSeq and is a predicted model, not a curated record. Gene Ontology annotation, biological process: negative regulation of transcription by RNA polymerase II. The transcript has 3 exons.